This is a messenger RNA of Stomoxys calcitrans (stable fly), 1803 nucleotides long. RefSeq names its product battenin (gene Cln3). Gene Ontology annotation, cellular component: lysosome; membrane. Gene Ontology annotation, biological process: regulation of intracellular pH; lysosome organization. Lineage: Eukaryota; Metazoa; Arthropoda; Insecta; Diptera; Muscidae. Bases 279 to 1523 code for a protein of 414 amino acids. The record is from RefSeq and is a predicted model, not a curated record. The transcript is spliced from 6 exons.
UGUUCGGUAUUUCAGUUACAUUUUGUGACUCGCUGCAAAGUGUCGUAUGGCGCGGCGGACGACAUAGCAUAUUCACAUUUUAAAAAUAAUACGACAAUUUUUUCAUAAAUAAGGCAAACACGGGGUAUUGGUGAACAUUAUAAAAAUUGCAUUCAAUUGUAUAUCGUUUUACAGGAAGAACAGAGCAAAAAGUCUCGGGUGUAAUAAAAAAAACUCGAUAUCUACUAUAAAAUAAACAAAACCAAAAAUAUUAAAAGAAAAACUAAUACCUUCCUAUAAUGACUUCCACCUCGAAUGAAGUGGUUGUGGCCCAGCCAACUGAAGGUCACCCAAUACGUAAGGAUAAGGGUCUGUGGCGUGAUCUCACCUCCUAUUGGAUUUUGGGUUUGUGCAAUAAUUAUGGCUAUGUGGUAAUGUUGAGUGCAGCCCAUGAUAUUAUAGGACAAUUUCAUGAGGAUGCUCCUCCUAGUGAAGACGAAACAGGAUCAGGUCGCCAAUGUCAUAUUGUCUCAACUGGUGCUAUUCUGCUAGCAGACAUAUUGCCUUCGUUGUUUGUGAAGAUAAUAAUGCCUUUCUUUCCAUUUUGGGUGAACAUACGCAUUGGCAUAGCGGUGGCCUUUUCGGCAGCUGGUUUUCUGCUGGUGGGCUUUGCCAAUGCUGAAUGGAUGGCUUUGUUGGGUGUAAUCAUAACUUCGGCUAGCUCGGGCAUAGGAGAGACCACGUUUUUGGCAUAUUCCUCGAAUUACAAUAAAAAUGUGGUUUCCACCUGGUCUUCUGGCACUGGAGGUGCUGGUGUUAUUGGGUCCCUGUCCUAUGCCACCUUGAGAUCCUUAGAUGUCAGUCCCCGAGAUACUAUGCUGAUUAUGUUAAUAUUCCCCUUUAUAGAGGCUUUGUCAUUUUGGAUUUUAUUGAGAAGGCCCUCCAAGGUCUUGCCUGUUACGCAUGUGGAUUCCACCGAAGAACUUAUUGUGGAUGAAAAACCAUUGGAAGGAUUUAAGGAGAAGUUUGUGUAUAUCAAGGAAUUGGUCAAGUACAUGGUACCAUUGGCGUUGGUGUACUUCUUUGAGUAUUUCAUUAAUCAGGGAUUGUUUGAAUUGGUGUUCUUUGAAAAUUCCGCCUUGGACAAAGCCAGCCAGUAUAGAUGGCUUAAUGUGGACUAUCAGAUUGGCGUCUUUAUAUCACGUUCCUCGGUUAAUAUCUUCCAGCUGGACAAGAUCUGGCUUAUGUCUGUCUUCCAGUUUAUCAAUGUGGUCUAUUUCUUGACCGAAGUGAUUUAUUUCUAUACACCCAGCAUUUGGAUAACCUUUGCCAUUGUCUUGUGGGAAGGUUUGCUGGGUGGCGGUGCCUAUGUCAAUACCUUCUAUAGAAUGUCCAAGGAGAUACCACCAGGACGUAGACAAUUUGCCAUGGCCAUGGUUGUGCAAUCGGAUUCAUAUGGCAUAGCUUUAGCCGGUUUCCUUUCGAUACCGGUUCACAAUGCUAUCUGUUCCCUGCCUGCUGCCGUAAGAAGCAUAACAUGGUAGUUGUAAUUUAAGGCAACAGAUUUUUGGCUUAUGUUAAGUUUUUGUUUAGUUAUUAUGUCUGUCCAGAAUUGUAAACAGAACUAAGAAGAAGAGAAAAUGAAGAAUUUAAAACAAAUUCACAAAAUAAAAGUAUUGCUAGAGAAUGUACAAAGAAUUUAGUAAAUGUAAGUUGAAGAAAAAAUAAUUUGUAGUAUGAAACCACAAAAGACAAAGACUACAAAAAAAUUUAUGUAAAAAAAAAAAUAUAUAUACUUUUACAAUCUACUUCAGUUAAAACAAA